AGGAAAUUUGUUCUUAAUAAUUCAAAAUUAUGUUUAGAUCCCAAGCUCCAAGUAAAAUAGGUAAACGUCCUUUACUUAGUGAAAUUAGCAGUCAAGUGAUCAGGGAGUUUGAAAUACAACAUAUUCAAUAUAAAAUUUCUAAUAAAGAAAAUAAACGAAGAAGGAUAGAAAAAGAUGUCCAAAUUUCUGAUCGUAAAUUAUGUGCUCUAUCAUCGGAUGAUAUUUCUGUUGUUCGAGAAGUCAUAUCAGAACAUGAAGAACGUGUAAAGAAAUUGUUAAGUAAACCAUUUAAAAUUCCAAUUCCUGGGUAUGAAAUUAGUGGUCGUGCACUUGGUUUUCGCUUUGCUGGGCCAAGGAGAGCAUUACAUGAUCCUGAUGAAGCUAAUGCUCUUGUUGUUUAUACACCUCCUGAAAUGUCUGUACACGAAAAUUUAAAAAUUGAUGAAAAUACAAAACUUGUACAUGUUGUUGUUGACCCCCUUUUAUGCAACGUAUUACGUCCUCAUCAAAGAGAAGGUGUAAAAUUUAUGUACGAAUGUGUUACUGGCAAAAGAAUAGAAAAUACUUAUGGUUGCAUUAUGGCAGACGAAAUGGGUCUUGGUAAAACUUUGCAAUGUAUAACUCUUCUAUGGACUCUUUUAAAGCAAAGUCCUGAAGCAAAACCAUUAAUUGAAAAAGCUAUUAUUGUUGCUCCAAGUUCAUUAGUAAAAAAUUGGUAUAAUGAGAUUUAUAAAUGGCUUAACAAUCGAGUAAAGCCACUUGCAAUUGAUGGUGGUAGUAAAUCCGAUAUAGAUGUAAAAUUAACUGGAUUUAUGAAAACCUACGGACGUCGAUGUGCUAAUCCUAUUCUUAUAAUUAGUUAUGAGACUUUUAGAUUACAUGCCCAUGUUUUACAUCAAGAUGAAGUAGGAUUAGUUUUAUGUGACGAAGGUCAUAGAUUAAAAAAUUCUGAAAAUCAAACGUAUCAAGCUUUAAUGGGUUUAAAAGCAAAAAGAAGAGUAUUAUUAAGUGGAACACCUAUUCAAAAUGAUUUAUUAGAAUAUUUUUCUUUAAUUCAUUUCGUCAAUUCAGGGCUACUAGGUACAGCUCAGGAAUUUAGGAAAAAAUUUGAAAAUCCAAUUCUUCGAGGACAAGAUGCUGGUGCAACAGAUAAAGAACGCCAGAUUGCACAAGAAAGAUUGACGGAAUUAGUAACAAUUGUAAAUAAAUGUCUUAUAAGACGAACUAGUGCAUUAUUAUCUAAGUAUCUACCUUUAAAAUAUGAAUUAGUUGUUUGUAUAAAAAUGACAGAACUACAGACAAAACUUUAUAAAAAUUUUAUCAAAAGUGAAAGUAUCAAGAGAUCAAUGCAAGCAAAAGAUGGCUCUGAUAAAAAAGGUAGUCUUUCAGCUUUAUCUGCAAUCACUUUACUUAAGAAAUUGUGCAAUCACCCUGAUUUAAUAUUUGAUAAAAUUAAGGAAAACACAGAUGGGUUUGAAGGUGCUGCAACAUUGCUGCCUUCCAAUUAUAAUGCAAAAGAUGUUAUGCCUGAAUUAUCUGGUAAACUAAUGGUUUUGGAUUGUUUAUUAGCUUUUAUAAGAUCUACAACAACUGAUAAAAUAGUUUUAGUAUCAAAUUAUACACAAACCUUAGAUUUGUUUGAAAAACUUUGUACCAAAAGAAAAUACCGCUAUGUAAGACUUGAUGGAACAAUGAAUAUAAAAAAAAGAGCAAAAAUUGUAGAUAAUUUUAAUAAUCCAGAUAUUGAUGAAUUUAUAUUUAUGUUAAGUUCUAAAGCUGGUGGAUGUGGUUUAAAUUUGGUUGGUGCUAAUCGUCUUGUUAUGUUUGAUCCUGAUUGGAAUCCGGCAAAUGAUGAUCAGGCCAUGGCUAGAGUUUGGCGGGAUGGUCAGAAAAAACCAUGUUUUGUCUACCGUUUCCUUUCUACUGGAACGAUAGAAGAAAAAAUCUUUCAAAGACAAGCACAUAAAAAAGCUUUAAGUUCAACUGUAGUAGAUCAAGAUGAAGAUGUAGCUAGACAUUUUACCCAAAACGAUUUGAGAGAUUUAUUUAGUCUUGAAGAAUUGACUGCAUCUGAUACGCAUUCAAAAUUUAAGUGUAGGCGCUGUAUUAAUGGAAUUGAAGUAAAAGGUCCACCUGAGAACUCUGACUGUACUUCUGAUUUAUCAGAUUGGAGACAUUCACAAAAUCCAAAGCAUCUUCCUGAUAUACCACUAAAGCAAUGUUGGUCUAGUGGAAUUUCCUUUGUAUUUCAUCAUCGAUCUCAAGAACAAGUCAAUUCAUAAUCAUAAAAAUUAAUUUAAAUAAUAGCUCAAAAAUUCUGUGAUCAAAUAUUCAGUCCAAAAUGUAACAUUUAUUUUUUUUAAAUGUAAGACUACAAUAUAAAAAGCGUAAAAAAUACUGCAAGCCUUGAAAAUAGAACUUUCAUAAAGAUUAUA
Messenger RNA from Ceratosolen solmsi marchali, 2435 nucleotides. It is a transcript of the gene okr, whose product is annotated as DNA repair and recombination protein RAD54-like okr. NCBI's taxonomy places the organism in Eukaryota, Metazoa, Arthropoda, Insecta, Hymenoptera, Agaonidae. The coding region runs from base 30 to 2282 and encodes 750 amino acids. The record is from RefSeq and is a predicted model, not a curated record. Gene Ontology annotation, biological process: reciprocal meiotic recombination; double-strand break repair via synthesis-dependent strand annealing. Gene Ontology annotation, cellular component: nucleus. Gene Ontology annotation, molecular function: DNA translocase activity; ATP binding. The transcript has 9 exons.